CAGUAAAUUAGCAGACGUUACUACGUAGACCGAUGCAGGGAGCACCAUAUCGCCACGCCGAGACCUGCUCAAGUUAUGAAUGGGUGGAGGCGCUCGGAGUUGGAAAGCCCCGGAUAUCCGUGGACAUGGAUAGGGGUACUUGUGCAGGCCCAGGACGAUGGAUCGGAAACUUGCUAGCCAAGCGGGGGAGGGGCAUAGAAGCAUACAUAGUUGUAUGCAUAUAUGCCCGCUGCUGCUUCUUCGUUUUGACAUUCAUCCCACAACUUCAACAGUGAACAAUAUUUUCCAAUGGAGAUUCUUGAGGGCAGUAAUACUCUCGGCGUUCUAGUCACCUCCAGGGUGCUUGGAUGGGUGUUGGCUAUCACAAUUGCCUAUUAUGUCGGCAUGGGCAUCUACAACAUCUUCUUCCAUCCCCUGCGCCGCUUCCCCGGACCCAAGUUGUACGCCGCAAGCCGAAUCCCCUACUCCAUCGACACGGCCCGGGGAACAAUGGUCUCGACCAUCGACGCCGCGCACAAAAAGUACGGAGACGUAGUCCGCAUCGCGCCAGACGAGCUCUCCUUCAUCAGCGAGAAGGCCUGGCAAGACAUUUACGGCUUCCGUGGCCAGAGGAAGCCCGAGAUGGUCAAGGACCGGACCUGGUAUGCCGCUCCGCCCAACGGGGUCCAUUCCAUAAUCACGGCGGCCAGGGAAGACCACGCGCGUGUGAGGCGCGUCUUUUCCCAUGCUUUCUCCGACAAGGCGUUGAAAGAACAGGAGCCGCUUGUCCAGGGUUACUUCGACACCCUCAUCAGACUUCUACAUGAGAAGGCCGAAAAGGGCGUAAUCGCAGACAUGGUCCGGUACUAUAAUUUUACCACAUUUGAUAUCAUUGGUGAUUUUACCCUCGGAGAGUCUUUUGGCUGCCUCGAAAAAGACAACUACCACACCUGGGUCGCGGCUAUCUUCGCCUCGCUCAGAGUAGGAGCUUAUCUGAAUGCUAUACGAUACCAUAAGGCGCUACAGGCGCUUUACACGGCCACUCUUCCAAGAUUUCUGGAAGAAAAGCGAAUGGCCUUCUUUAAAUUUGCCGAGGAAAGAGUCCAUAGGCGCUUGAAAGUCGAGACCGACAGACCGGAUUUGGUCACGCUGUAUCAACGCACGCCCGAAAGCAGAGAGCUCACUGUGAAAGAGCUUGAAUCAACCUCACAGACGCUUCUUAUUGCCGGGAGCGAAACCACGGCAACGAUGCUUUCCGGCACGACGUACCUGCUGCUGAAACAUCCGGAGAUAAUGAAGAAACUGGUCGCUGAGAUCCGCGAGACGUUCAGUAGCCAGGACGAAAUCACCAUUGCACGGGUGAGCACCAUGCCGUAUCUGCUAGCCGUUCUCAGUGAGAGUUUGCGGUACUACCCCCCGGUUCCGACCGGAUUCCCUCGUGUGGUUCCAGAGGGAGGCGAGAGCAUCAGCGGACAUUACGUGCCCGAGAAGACCUCGGUGUACGUAUCGCAGUGGUCAGCCAAUCACAGCCCUACCAACUUUGUUGAUCCCGACUCUUUCCUCCCCGAACGCUGGCUGGGCAAGGAUCCUCGGUUCGUGAACGACAAAAAGGGCGUCUACAACCCUUUUUCGCACGGCCCCAGAAACUGUAUCGGCAAGAAUCUUGCCUAUGCCGAGAUGCGAGUCAUACUGGCCAAGGUGCUUUGGAAUUUUGACAUGGAGCUGUGCGACGACAAGACGGAUUGGUUCGACCAGAAGGUUUUCAGACUUUGGGAGAAGCCGGCGUUGAAUGUCAGACUCACGGCGAGGAGGUUGUAAAGUGGACGGAAGUAAGCGGGACUAAGUAGGGCAAGAGCCUCGACCGGGCCGUGGACCGACGGCCGACCCGGAGGCGAGGUUCUGCCGGUAUCGAUAUCUAAAGGCCAUCUGGC
This is a messenger RNA of Aplosporella prunicola CBS 121167, 1910 nucleotides long. RefSeq lists its product as uncharacterized. Gene Ontology annotation, molecular function: monooxygenase activity; iron ion binding; oxidoreductase activity, acting on paired donors, with incorporation or reduction of molecular oxygen. The transcript has 4 exons. The record is from RefSeq and is a predicted model, not a curated record. Bases 289 to 1797 code for a protein of 502 amino acids. NCBI's taxonomy places the organism in Eukaryota, Fungi, Ascomycota, Dothideomycetes, Botryosphaeriales, Aplosporellaceae.